UUGCCAACUCUUACCAAAUGCAAACCCUACGUUAGGGUUGGCAAAUCUUAACCAGCCCUCCUCGCCUAUGCUCGCUACCGCAAAUUCGCCAACGACGAAACCUUUAUCGAAAAUUCAAAAUCCGUACCCAUUUUCUACUCUUCACCAGAUCGUCAUAGUCUUCGGCGAUUCAUGGCCACUCCAUCCGAUCCCACUAGCUGGGAGGCUAAUGCUGCCGCGAGGAGGCAAAAGAAAGGACCCCCAUUCAAGUUCUUGGUUCCUCUGGUUUACGCUCCAAUUCUUCCUCUUAUUCGACUCUCUCUGAGGAGGAAUCCAGUCUUGAGGGACCGCUUGUUUAUUGGUGUCUUGGUUGGUGCAUUUGCUCAUGGCGCUUAUUUGGUAAGUUGGAAUAGAUGCAAGUUGAAGGUGGUUUUCACUACCUUAUGUUCACUUUAAGCUUCAAGUCUUUGUCCGCACUACGCAGUUGUAAUAAUUUUUUCAUUUACUUUGCCCUUGCUGGCCUUAUGGGAGCCAAUUAGACCAUUGUGUCUCUGUAUACUGUUAUCUUGAGAUGCGAAUAAAGCAUAUUUAUAAAAAGUAAAUAACUCCCGUACCUGUAGUGGGCGGGGUCAGAGACAAAGCAUCCUUCCGCCCGCAUAAUAUGUGGAGAGGUUGUUUUCGGGGUUUGAAUCUGUGACCUCUAAGUUGCACCUCAACAUAUUUAUGUGAUUUUUUUUGAAUAUCUUUGCUCAAGAAUGCUCACUUUCAAGGCUCUUCCCAGUUUUGCUGCUUUUCCUUAAUGGAGUU
Tripterygium wilfordii is the source of this 786-nucleotide messenger RNA. RefSeq lists its product as uncharacterized. The record is from RefSeq and is a predicted model, not a curated record. Gene Ontology annotation, cellular component: chloroplast. The transcript has 4 exons. The coding region runs from base 172 to 435 and encodes 87 amino acids. Lineage: Eukaryota; Viridiplantae; Streptophyta; Magnoliopsida; Celastrales; Celastraceae.